AUGAAAUCUGGUGAAGGUGUCUCUGAUUAUUUCUCAAGAGUGAUGUUUGUUGCCAAUAAGAUGAGAGUUCAUGGUGAACAAAUGAGAGAUGUUACAAUAGUAGAAAAGAUACUUCGAUCAUUAAGCGAAAAAUUCAAUUAUAUUGUUUGCUCAAUUGAAGAGUCAAAGGACAUUGAUCGCCUAUCAAUUGAUGAACUGCAAAGUUCCUUAAUUGUUCACAAGCAGAAGUUCCAUAGGCACAAAGGAGAAGAGCAGGCACUAAAGGUAACUCAUGAAGAAAGUACAUGGGGAAGAGGUCGUGGUCGCGGAUCCUUUCGAGGAAGAGGCAGAGGCAGAGGACGCCAAUCCUUUAACAAAGCUACUAUAGAAUGCUACAAGUGUCACAAACUUGGACAUUUUCAAUAUGAAUGCCCAAGUUGGGACAGAGAGGCCAAUUAUGCUGAGGAGAAGAAGAAGUGA
This is a messenger RNA of Nelumbo nucifera (sacred lotus), 459 nucleotides long. RefSeq lists its product as uncharacterized. NCBI's taxonomy places the organism in Eukaryota, Viridiplantae, Streptophyta, Magnoliopsida, Proteales, Nelumbonaceae. The record is from RefSeq and is a predicted model, not a curated record.